ACAUGUAAGCUUCGACUUCGUCUCGGUGAAUAUUCACCAAUGUUCACUUCGCCUUUGCCGAAUAAUUGUUAAUUAUCACUGAAAAAAGGCAAGAAUAACUUAAAACACGUUGCAAGCCCUGUUAGAGAAGCUCGAGUCAAAAUGAAACUGUAACUCUGUAGUAGACAUACAAUGAGAAACGAGAUACCGAAGCAGACUCAAUGUGUUAAGCAAUCACAAGCUUUUAAUAGACCCUGUCACAGCGUCUUUCUCAAUUGAAUAUGGCGGGAAUCUAUUUGUCACGUGAACUUGGGUAGAUCAAGUCACGUGCCAAAUAUCCCCAUAUAUAUAUAUAGGGCCGAAAGUUCAAAUGCAGGGUCAAUCGAGACGGCUCAAUGUUUGAUAACUUCCUAGGGCUAAAAUAUAAUCCGUAAUCGCAAAAUCUAAAGGCAUCUAUAGUUAGCUUUGUGUAUCUUUUAUCACUUUCGGAUAAGGGCUAAAUUACCCUCUGCUUUAUGUCAAUAAUUAAUCAGAUUUGACGUCUAAAAAGCUACAUUACAGAAGUUCCGUGAAGUAACACGCAACUGGAAUACAAAGGAAAUACGUAGUUAAAAUGAUGUCUCGGUGACAGACGAGACCACGUAACGAUCUACACACGAAAGGGAAAUUGAAAAACGCGAAAGUGCCUCUGAUCUGAGAGCAGAAUAACACAGCCAGCUGUGAAGAGUGGCGUCAUAGCUUACUUAAUCUUCCGUGUAAUUGCUGUCAAUGCUCUCUCCCCUUUUGUUUGUAAAUCUUACAUUGUUAUGAAGCAAAACGUGACCUUUACGUAGCUAUGAAAGGAGUGACAAUAUGUCAAAGUGGGUUGUUAUCAUUGUUACUCUUAGAGGUUAACUGUAUUUGAAAUUUAACAGAUCCCAGCUUGCGUGAAUUCCAUCACCGGUCAAUUAAUGUCAAGGUCGGUCACGAUCCAGUCUUAACUCCAUUAAUCGUUGCGCGGGCUCAUAGGACAUCAUAAAAACCCCGCCAAAGUGCGCGCGAAUUUUAGUUAGGAACGUUUCGUGUACGCACGGCUCGCAAAGUUUGUCGUGAAAAUGAUUGCAACUCGUUCCUUGAGCACUUUGCUUGGAAUCUUCAUGGCUUGGAGUGUUUUUAGUGAAGGAUUCAAGUUAGCGCAAGCCGGGAAAAAUGAGCACUUGAAAAUACAUCACCAUAUGACAAAGAGGGAAAUACAAAAGUACUUUGGAGUAGACACACACGAACAAGUUCCAGAAUAUGACGUCACAAGCCCAUUCCAAGCAGAUGAAUCUGGCAACUUUCUCAGUUACAAGCUUCACAAGCAUGCGCGACGCAAGAGAGACGCUGACGAACCUAAUGUGUGGUACUACCACGUGGAGGCAUUUGGGAUGUCACUUCAUUUAAACCUCACCAAAAGCACUAACGUCUUAGCACCCGGUAUGGUAGUACAGACCGUCAAUACGAAUGGAAGUACAGAAUAUAGUAAACCACCACAUACCGCCUUGUAUGAUGGACACGUGACCUCGGAUCCCAAUUCAAAGGUUGCUAUUGGCAAUCACGAUGGUUUGAAAGGGAUGAUUAACUACAUGGGAAGCUCUUUUUUCAUGCAACCACUGGCCGCCCAUCUCGCAAAGCAGCAUGGACUAUCUGGUGGUUCUCGACCACAUCUUAUUUACCGGCGCUCUUUGGACGACGUUAGAAACGAAUGUCAGCUUUCAGAAACACGAUCUAAACGGAGCUCUCCAAUGGAAAAAGAAGCAAGAAAAAGCCUCCCUCGGGAAGUGAGAUCCGCCCCACAUAAACACCUAGAGGCCAUGUUGGUUGCUGACCACCUGUACCUGCAAAAGUUUCAAAACGACAAAGAAGCCACUGACCUACUCUUAACACUGGCACACAUAGUAAACUCUUUGUACCAUGACGAAAGUGUUGGGAAUAUUAAACUGACAAUAUCAGUCGUGAGGAUAGCUUUGCUUCAUUCCAGUCUCAGUUAUACAGACAAAGACGACAACGGAAAAAGGCUGCAUGCCGUUGUAGCCUGGGCAGAGGGCGAUAUGCCACCAUCCGACGCUGAUCCUCAGCAUGCUGACCAAGUCAUGCUUAUUACAGGGAGUACUACUGGAGGUCUGGCCAUAGUCGGCUCCACAUGCAGCGGGGUUGGUGCCAGUGUAAGCAAUGGUGAUCUGGGACUAGGAUCGGCCUUCAUUCUAGCUCAUGAGAGUGCGCAUGCACUUGGUGUAGGUCACGAUAGCGAUUCAAAGCCAAAUUGUCCGGACGGACGUUUCAUCAUGGCCGUAGCAGCACCAGGUGGAAAAGAUGCUUUCAGAUGGUCUCCCUGUAGUAAAGCUGAUAUACAAGGGUUCCUCAGCGGCUCGUCCUCCUCCUGCCUUGAUGACAAUCCUGAUUCACCUAUUACAAUCUCAAAUGCCAAUCACUUUAAGCUCCCCGGUCAGGUGUACGAUGGCGAUGCACAAUGCGCACUACAGUAUGGCGCUGAGUACAAACUUUGCACCAAGAAACAGUUUGAAUGUGGAUCUCUAUACUGCACUAAAAACGGCUAUGAAUGCAAAAGCAACGUUGUUCCUCCAGCAGAUGGUACAAAAUGUGGAGAGAGGAUGUGGUGUAUUAAAGGAGAAUGUGUCGAUGAUGGAUCGCCAAUGAUUGACGGGGGAUGGAGUGACUGGUCAGACUACGGAAAGUGUUCAUAUUCCUGUGGGGGUGGUGUACAGUACAAAACACGAACCUGCACUAAUCCGUCAAAACACUGCGAGAUAAGAACUGACGACAGAUCCCUUUUNACGCUCAUUGACACUGCAGCGUUGAUAUCUUAUCAGUGUGUCCUAUUUGUUAUUGCAGGUAGAGAUCCAUGCGAACUACUCUGCAAGGUUAAGAGCACUUUAUAUCCAAAAGGAGAUGUGAUAGAUGGAACCCGAUGCAGUUUGGAUAAAAGCAAUAAGGAUGUUUGUAUAGAAGGGAAGUGUAGGCCUGUUGGUUGUGACAAUGUCUUGGAAUCUGGUGUAAAGGAAGACCGCUGUAAAGUAUGCAACGGAGACAGCACAACCUGCAAAAUCGUCAUGGGCAGAAUCCUAAGGCCGUGUGACGACACUUGUACAAUUCUUGACGUCCCCAUCGGUGCUACCAAUGUGACAGUUUUUGAAGAAGUGGAAGACUGGAAUUUUCUGGGUGUUAAAGAUGAAGCAGGAAAAAAUGUUUAUCCUGUGGGAUACACAUGGAGCACAACUCGAGAAGCUGCGGGAACCAAAGUCUAUUACACUCAUGAGAAAAACGAGGACGCUGAUAAAGUUUACAUUCCGGGCCCGACCAACGAACAUCUUUAUGUUUACUACCUUAAAUUUGUGGCCAAACAACCUGUAGAUUAUUCGCUUAAUGAGCCUGUUGGUGACGAGCUCCAUCCUACGGCGGGCUCCUCCAUGUGGCAAGUAUCUGAAUGGAGUGCUUGUUCACACGCAUGCGCAGGAGGAAUCAAAACGCGGAAGGUGGAAUGCGUGUUGAAAGAGGACUUGUCGUACUUAAAUGACGCCGUUUGUGCAAAAAUCUCCGCAAAGCCUGCAACACAACAAAAUUGUAAUACUCAAAGUUGUGCCCCAGCUUGGUAUGUCUCUGGCUGGCGUCCAUGUUCAAGAACCUGUGGAAAAGGUGUCCAAACACGCCAGGUUGUAUGCCGCCAAGAAGUGUCCAGAGGAAAAUACAAAACGGUAUCCGACUCAAAGUGCAGCGGAGCAAAACCGACUGAUCCCAAAUCACAAGACUGCAACAAGAUAGACUGUCCAGCGGAGUAUGUUCCAGGAGCUUGGUCAAAGUGUUCCACUACAUGUGAGAAGGGCACCAGAACGAGGACAAAAUCGUGUCAGCAGUUGAAGGAGACUAGUGUGUUCCAGUCUGUUCCGGACGUCAUGUGUGCCACCGCAAUUGUUCCACCUCAAAAAGAAGCCUGCAAUCAGGAUGCACUUUGCCCAGGUAAUCGUCAGUAUGUGCCAUUGGGAUGUUACCGAGACAAAUCAGAGAAUAAAGCUCUUCCAAUACAAGUCAAAAAUUUUAGAGGCAAGGGAAUCAACUGGAACGACAUGUCCCAGACCAUAAAGAAAUGUGCCAUUGCCACAGCCGAGAAAGAUCCCAAACUGUAUGUGUUUGCUCUACAGUUCUACGGAGAAUGCUACUCUGGUUACAAUGGUCUACAAACAUACUCCAAGUACGGCAAGAUGCCAUACAGUGAUGACAAUGACAAAUACUGUUGGUCGGGAGUAGGGAAAGCUGGCUUCAACUUUGUGUACAAGUUUGAGAACUAAAAUGGAUGAGUUGCAAAGGAACACUGCCCCGGACAGAGAUGCAUAGGAACAGGCACAGUAGAAAAAAAUAAUAAUAAUGCACAAAAAAUGUUAUCAUGUAACGUAUACUAAAAGAUAACUUAACUUUUAACUGUAAUUACAACUACUUUCCUUCGUUUGCAAAAUAAUACGGUGACCUUGUAUUAGACUUAAACCUGAGUGAUACAUUAAACAUUUUAAACCAGCAAGA
Orbicella faveolata is the source of this 4530-nucleotide messenger RNA. Its product is annotated as A disintegrin and metalloproteinase with thrombospondin motifs 6-like. Gene Ontology annotation, biological process: extracellular matrix organization; proteolysis. Gene Ontology annotation, molecular function: metalloendopeptidase activity. Lineage: Eukaryota; Metazoa; Cnidaria; Anthozoa; Scleractinia; Merulinidae. Gene Ontology annotation, cellular component: extracellular matrix. The record is from RefSeq and is a predicted model, not a curated record.